AUGCCUCUAUCCACCGGUCUCCGGAAAAGGCGUCUUCCUCCUCAACAACCUCCAGCCAGGGAAUUUCAACCCGGUCAAAGCGAGCUUCUGCUGCUUGCGACGCCUGCUCCCGAUCAAAGACGAAAUGUGAUGGGAAGUUCCCUUGUGCGGCGAUGUGUCCUCCCGGGCCACGAGCUUGCUCGUCAGAAUCGUGGCACUAGCACCGAGGAUCGUGAGGAGAUCGAGGCGGCCGACACCCGACCAGAAGAUUCAGCCUGGCAAGAUCUGGGAUCUACCAACGAAAACAUGACAUGUGCAGAUGGCCAAGACAGUGUUGACACGAGCAGGCAGUCUGGCGACAAUUCUUGCAGUCAAGUGCCCGUAGACGGGGACUCAGAACCCCCUUCUCAACAGCAGUCAACAGAGCCACUGGUAAAUCCUGCAGACACCCAGCCCCUGAAUUCAUUUGGUCUGAGUGAUGGACCUAACUGGAACGACUUUACUUCACUCGACUGUCACAAUCCAUUCGAGUACGAGAACCUCACGCAACUUUUCUGGUUUCCCGAGACCUUUGUUCUCGACGACCUGGCUCUAGGACAAGGGCCUGGCCAGGGUUCUGCCCAUGGAGCACAUGGGCCAAGCAGCGCGGACAGUGCUGUGGAUCCAUAUGCGGAUUGGGUCCAUUCUCAUCCUCUGAAAAAGGGACCUACAGUUGAAGUGAUCCGGAUUUGUGACUUCUUGCACGAUUCGAAGAGUUGGGCACAGAUUAACACGCUCGAGGGCAGACCGGGCUUGAAACGAACGUUAGGCCCAGUGGUCGCGGGCGGACUACGUGACACUGUUUCUUCUCGGAUACACGUCAUGGUCUCCAAGGCACUUGAUCAAGAUCUUGUCAGAAAGAUUCCGCAUCUAUUUCCGCCUCUCCAGACCGUCCAAGCAAUACUGGCAGAAUAUCAUCGGAAUCUCGCCCUGCUCUACCCGAUGGUACAUCCAACUACCUUCUUCGAGUCCACCUGGGGCGAAGAUGAAGCGUAUUCCGACAUUGGCCUCUUCUUUUCCACCUUGAUGGUGCUUGGCUGUGUCACUAUACCUUUGCCGGAGGCUCGAUCGUUCGCGAUCCAGCUGGCCUUCCUCAUCCGCAACAUGAUCAACGAGACCAUGACGAGGGAUGAAAAUCAAAUUAACGAUAUUUGGACCAUGAGCACCGCGCUACUGGUGACGGUGUUCAGCGCUUGGUGUGGCAACAAGAGACAUGCGGAGCUUGCAGAGGCGUUUCGGGGCACCUUUUCAACGGCGUUUCUCCGCCGAGGCUAUUUCAAGUCUGCUGCUCCCGUUGAUGACGGGGCCAUCUUUGCCAACUGGGGAGCCUGGAUAAACAGAGAGCGAAAGACUCGUAUGGGAUAUGUCUGGUAUAUUGUGGAACAAGAAAUUGGCCUCUUCCACUGUCUAUCCCCUACGAUCCACUUCUCGGAUAUGCGCAGCCCCAUUCCCUCGGCGGAUGAACUCUUCUUCGCCGAGACGGAAGAAGAAUGGAGUGCGUUGGUACGGAGCUACCGUCAACUCGAAGGUCCAGGAAAUACGUCGAGACUACACCCGCCAUCCCUUGCGGCGUUCUACGGCAUGUUCCUUCGGCACGAUUUUCUUGAGCGGCACUGCCACGUCACCCCAUUGCAGUUGAGGCUUUUGCUGUGUGCGAUCCAGACUCAAGUCACCCAGUUCGUCCAGAGCAAUCGAUUCGUCAGUACCGAACAGUCCUAUGCCGACGACCCACAUAUCGAAACCAGCAGUUUCGCGUCCCUCCGGCAGGAAGAACUGCAAACCAUGCUUGUGAAGUGGUACAUUCUGAGACAAAGAGUCCUCGGGACCGACGGCGAGACUGAGAUGACGCUUGCGUGCAAGCUGAUUUACCAUCUGGUGUGGCUGGAGUUGCUCAUCUGUUUCAGUGACAUCCAACUUCUUGCCGGCCGGGAGGGACCAGCGGGCGCCAAACCGCUGAUACCACAGUUCCAACGAUGGUUUCGGUCGCCAUCCUCGCUCAAGGCGCUGGCACAUGUAGGCCAGGUCCUGGAAACCUUGCAGUGUCCGAGGUAUACGGUCCUGCGGCCGCUCUGGUGGCCUGUCGCGUUAUUUCGCGUUUCCUUGAUCAUGUGGGCUUACAGCGUCGGAUUUAAACUCCAACCGAGCCGCGCGCAGCAGGAAUACGAGCUGGAGUUCGGGUCUGCCCCGCGAAUACCAGUAAAUGAUCCCGAGCAGGAUACGGGACCCCACGGAAGGGUCAUACGGCAAGGGGAGGGUAUUCCUUGUGUGCUUCACCCCACGGGGGCAUUGAUCCCCGUCACAGAAUUCCACGACGCUUCCAAAGCGUGUCUGGAUCUGCUGGAAGAAGGGAGAGUCCAGAGUACCCCUAUAUGUGAGGAUGUGUACCGCUUCUUGCAAGCCAUCAGACAGUACGACUUUGUCGGCACGAAACCGUGA
This is a messenger RNA of Fonsecaea pedrosoi CBS 271.37, 2454 nucleotides long. RefSeq lists its product as uncharacterized. The transcript has 6 exons. Gene Ontology annotation, molecular function: DNA binding; zinc ion binding. NCBI's taxonomy places the organism in Eukaryota, Fungi, Ascomycota, Eurotiomycetes, Chaetothyriales, Herpotrichiellaceae. Gene Ontology annotation, biological process: DNA-templated transcription. The record is from RefSeq and is a predicted model, not a curated record. Bases 1 to 2454 code for a protein of 817 amino acids.